This is a messenger RNA of Prorocentrum cordatum, 2686 nucleotides long. Lineage: Eukaryota; Dinophyceae; Prorocentrales; Prorocentraceae. The record is from the annotation of a GenBank genome assembly.
AAGCCUCCGGCUCCCAGGCUCAAGGGGCGCAGGCGGCCUGCAGCCGGCGGCCGCUCACUGUAGUCUGCGCCGGGCCUGGCCUGGCCGGUGGCGCCCCUGCAGCGCCGAGGGGCCCAUGGCCUCCGCCGCCCCGGCGCCGCCGCGGCGGCGGCUGGCGCUCGCGCUCUGCGGCCUCGCGGCGCGGCCCGCCAGCUCGGGCCUCGUGGAGGUCGGCACGGGCUACUGCAGGACCGGCAGCGGCUCCGGCACGAGCGGGGACCACCCUUGGGACCCGAAGACGGAGUGCCUGGAGCUGCAGCCCUGCAAGGAUCUCUGCGAGGCAAAGGAAGGGUGCGCUGGCAUCGCCUGGACCGCGAUGUCCGAGGAGGUCACCAAGUGCAAGACUCUGCAACUGCCGAGGUGCAACCUAUACCUCGGUGACGCACCGGUGGAAAAGACUACCUCGAAGUACCAGGAGUACACCUGCUACAGGUCCGACUCGGCGCCGGGGACGCCCCUGGCGGACCAGGCAACCGCCACGCUGACCGGCGCUUCCGCUGCGGCGCCGUACAAUUGCACGGCAGGCCUCAGCAACGCCGCCACUGGCUGGUCGAAGCUGAAGAAAGAUUGGUGCUGCAGCCACGAGACGCUCGGCUGCGAGGCUGGCGCGACUGGUGGCGCGUCCGCGGCGGCGGAGGCGCUGCAGGUCAGCGCCUUCGUCAACGCGUCUCAGGUGCCGAGCAACGCCUCGUGCGACUCCGUCUGCACGUUCGGGGACAGCGACGGCACCUGCCAGGCCAGGAUCCAGUGGAGCGCCGACAACACCUUCAGAGAUGAGCAGAGCCCGUGCUCGAAGGCCUACGCCCAGGUGCGGCAGGACUGCCCCGUGUGCGCCGCGUGCUCCUACGUGUUCUCCGGGUGCUCCACGGCGCCCUUCCCGGGCACUCCGGACGAGGGCGACGAUGAGGACAAGCAGGGCGAGGACGCAGGCGAGGGCAACGCAGAGGCUGCCACGACAACGCAGGAGAGCACGGCAACCGCCGACAAGACCGUGCUCCCAGGGACAGCCCUGGGCGCGAAGUCGAGCAGUACGAGGUCGUCGAACCUGACGGCAAACGAGGACGAAACGGACCCGACCGAUCCCUGCAGCAGCGUCUGCACGUACGAGGGCGAGUCGCACUCUUGCGAGGAGCGGGUUCAGUGGCUCGCGGGCGAGGGCGGGGCCGGGUGCAGCGGCGCCUUCGAGCAGGUCCAGGCCGACUGCCCCGUGUGCGAGGCGUGCACCGCGGAUGGCAUGAAGUGCGAGGACGACGACGACGACGCGGAGGGCGACGACGACGCGGCCGGUGACAGCGGCGCCGGCGCCAACGGCUCGCUCUCCGUCGCGGGCGGGGCCGGUGCCGGAACGACGACCACGAAGGACCCGGUGGCGACCGCGUUCGAGAAGCUCGGCAUCAACACUGCGGGCCACGACCUGACGGAGCUGGCCAAGGCCUCCGGCCCGAGCAGUGCGCCGUCCUCCAACGCGAGCAGCGCCGCGUCCUCCAGCGCGGGCAGCACCCCGUCCUCCGCAGCGGCUCCCGCCGGCGGGCCGUGCGUCGUGACGGAGUCGGGCGACCCGUGCGUGUUCCCGUUCACGUACGCGGGGAUCAUUUACAUGACCUGCACGGACGUGGAGAACACUCAGAAGUGGUGUGCCGUGGCGGUCGACAGCCGCGGUGAGCUCGACAGCAAAGACGGCUCGUGGGGGCAGUGUGCGACCUCGUGUGACGCGCUGGAGAAGGCGGAGCCGGCGAACGCCUCGGGGCCCGUGCCCGCCUCCCAGGACAACGUGACGGCCUGCGUCACCGUGGGCUCCGCGGGCGCCGGGGCGGGGCUGCCCUGCGUGCUGCCGUUCUCGUACGAGGGCCAGACCUUCCAGGCCUGCACGUACGCGGGCCACGCCCAGAAGUGGUGCGCCACCCAGGCCGCGAGCGAGGAGCAACAGGGCGGCAGGAAGGAGGACCAGGACGCGGACGAGGAGUUCGAGGAGGAGGUGAAGAUCGUCUUCGAGGAGUGCGAGGACGAGGAGUUCGAGGGGGGGCUCGAGGAGGGGAAGGAGUUCGAGGAGGAGGAGUUCGAGGAGGACGAGGAGUUCGAGGAGGACGAGGAGUCCGGGCAGGUCGACUCCGCCGGCAAGGUGGUGAAGGAUCAGUGGGGCGACUGCUCCGCGGCCUGCCUUGCCGCCGAGGAAACGCUCCUGCGGAGGGCCGUGUUCGACCCCUUCGGCGCCCAGGAGAAGUACGCCGUUGGGCCGGUCUCAGGCUGGUGGGCCGCAGGCCGCGCCGCCACCCCGGCGGCGCUCGCGGCGGCGCUCGCGGCGGCGGCGCUGGCGGCGUCCGCGCUGCGGAGGCGCCGCGCGGGCACCCCGGACGGGCCAAGCGGCGCGGCGGAGGGCCUGGGGCUGCUCGGGCACCAGAGCGAGGGGCUCUGUGCCGCGGCGGCGCCCUGACCGAAUUAGGUGCGCGCCACCAAGCCCAUGGCCGCGCGCGAGGCUGGCCUCGGUGAACAGAGCUUGGCGUUUUCCUCCUCCCCCCCUCCUCAGCUGCAACUUUUAUGCGCGCCCCUCUGUGUCCAGGGCGGCUGGCCUGUCCGCCUGCCUGCCCGCAGUGCGCCUGUCUGUAGUGGGCGCCCCGCGACUGGCGGAGGACGGGUGUGGUUUGGUGGG